Trypanosoma brucei brucei TREU927 is the source of this 375-nucleotide messenger RNA. RefSeq names its product cytochrome c oxidase subunit IX. NCBI's taxonomy places the organism in Eukaryota, Euglenozoa, Kinetoplastea, Trypanosomatida, Trypanosomatidae. The transcript has a single exon. The record is from RefSeq and is a predicted model, not a curated record. The coding region runs from base 1 to 375 and encodes 124 amino acids.
AUGUUCUCCUGUGCGCUGAGAACCAGUAGACGAACGUACAUAAACGCGUUCAACGCGAAGGCAAAGGCGCGUCCAAACUUUGGUCUCCGUGGAGUAGGAUAUUGGACCAGUGAAGUUUAUCACAAGCCAGGUCAAAAUUAUUGGACGUUAUUGUGCACCACUGGACCUUUUUUGGUGAUUGGUUCUAUUAUGUACGAUGGUUUUUGGGCCAAACUUGAUGAUAUUGCUGGUGGUGGACCUAGCCACCUCGACUAUGGGUGGCGUAAACAGGAUCGGAAACCGUGGGAUUUUGCCUUCGAUAUUGGUGAAGGUUAUGCGGCUGGUCCGGCAACUCUGAGACCAGCUCCAGGAGCUGUGGAUCUGGGUCACCACUAG